Sturnus vulgaris (Common starling) is the source of this 1041-nucleotide messenger RNA. The record is from RefSeq and is a predicted model, not a curated record. Lineage: Eukaryota; Metazoa; Chordata; Aves; Passeriformes; Sturnidae.
AUGCGCCGCAGCGGCCCCGGCUGGCGGGGCGGCGCCAGUGCGCGUCAUGUAUCUGGGCUCCAAGAACUUGUGACUGCAUAUGGUCUGAAGGAAACUGAUGAAAGAGAGUGGUUUCCACUGCACAAGGUUGCAGGACGGCCAAUUCCACAAGUGUUUGAAGUCACUUUAGAUGACAAGAAAGAUUGUGGAGAAGUCAAGGCCUUAGCAGAUGAUCCUGCAUCAGUAUUGUCUCAAGCAGCUGAAGGACGUAUUCUAGACUGCACAGCUCUGCUUUUGAAAAAUGGAGGAAGUUGCAAUGUGCCUGGUGAAGCAGGACUGCUUCCCAUACACAAAGUGGCUUGUGAGGGGAAUUGCCUGAGCAGGAAAUAUCUCAUUGCAGUCACAUCCCAAACUUUAAUCCAGAAUAGUGGGUCAAGCACUAUUCACUCUGCUGUAGAUGGCCAGUGUCUAGAGCUUGUAAUUGAAAAUAGUUUGGAUGUUAACAUUCUCUUGUCUGAGCACAUAACUUCAAAUACUUAUGGUGACAGAAGGGAGACUGCACUUUGUUGUGCUGUUUCUAAUAACAAGAUUCUUUGUACCAAAAUAUUGCUCAAAGAAGGAGCAAAUCUAAACAAGGAUCCUUUCAACUGUCUCAUGGCAGUGAGAGCUGACAGCCAUGGAAUUGUAAAGCUACUAUCUUAUGGAGAAGAUGUCAACUUAAUUUUGUUGCUCAAUGAUACACAUUUCCCCAGCAUCUGGUAUUCUUAGACUGAUGACAUGAUGCUGAGGCUGUUGUUCAGUCAUGGAUAUAAUGUGGAGAUGUGUUUGGACUUUAUGUGUCAGGGUAUCUUUGGAAAUUCUUUUGUGUGGCCUGCUCCAGAGCAUGAGCCUGUUCCUGGUUGGACUUCUUCUUCAGUGAAGGAUAAAUGAUUCUGUGAGUUUAUUGCUGUUCCAUGAUUGAGAUAUUUAGCUGGAAAAGUGGCUUGUGUUUUUAUGGAUUGCAUGGAUUAUGUGCCUCUAAGCACAAGAAUUCAGUUUUUCAUAGAAGCACAGGAAGAAUGA